This is a messenger RNA of Hemibagrus wyckioides, 1550 nucleotides long. Its product is annotated as thialysine N-epsilon-acetyltransferase-like. Gene Ontology annotation, molecular function: N-acetyltransferase activity. The transcript is spliced from 7 exons. The coding region runs from base 1 to 612 and encodes 203 amino acids. NCBI's taxonomy places the organism in Eukaryota, Metazoa, Chordata, Actinopteri, Siluriformes, Bagridae. The record is from RefSeq and is a predicted model, not a curated record.
AUGGGCAAGACCAAAGAGCUGUCCAAGACUGCCAAGGACAAGAUUGUAGACCUACACAAGGCUGGAAUUGGCUACAAGACCAUCCCCAAGCAGCUUGCACCUUUUGGGGAAAUAGAGAACAUUUCAAACUACACAGGGCAGCUGAUCCCCAGAACUGCAGAGCUGGCGGAAUAUGAGAAAGUCACAGAUCAGGUCACAGUUACACAAAAAGACCUUGAGCAGGAUGGGUUUUCUAAAAACCCAUUUUUCCAUGCGAUAAUCGCUGAGGUUCCUGAACAGCACAAGUCCAAAGAUGGUCAUACAAAAAUAGGUUUUUCCAUCUACUACUACAUUUAUAGCUCAUGGAAAGGCCGAGCUGUUUACAUGGAGGACUUGUACGUGAUGCCAGAGUUCAGAGGAAAGGGCCUUGGCAAGGCACUGAUGAGCAAAGUUGCACAGCUGGGACGAGCCGCUGGCUGCACUGAGCUCAAUUUUACGGUGCUGAACUGGAACAAGACAGCGCUGGACUUCUACCUGAAUCAGGGUUCCACGGACCUGACCUCUGACCUGGGUUAUCAUUACAUGUACUGUCAUGGGGAUGCCUUUCAAAAGUUGGCUGAUAAAGAGUUCUAAAUUUUAGGUUCAAGUCAUUCUUUCUAUAUUGUUACAUAUUCUUAAGAUGCUAAAGAAUAGAUCUAUUUGUCUAUAGUACAUUAUCAUUUCUUACAAAAAGGUAAUAUUAGUGUCAUCCAGUGUGAUACAAGUGUGGCAGCAUGCUAAAAUCCUUCACAGGUUCAAAUUUGGUCAUUUUCCUGAGCUGUAAUAUAUUUCUAUAUUGGAAUUAUCAGGAUUAAAAUAGUAUAUAAGUAUAGCCUGGUUAACCACAAAACUGUAGGGUGAAGGGAAAAGUUUACAUUUAUAAAUGAAUUAUAAUUUACAUGAUUUCCAACAUCAUCCACAUCAGUCUCUGUCUGUUACAUUAGCUCAGGAAUUUUCCACAUUUAAACACCAUUGAACACCAGAAUUGGCAGAUCUGCCAAUGGCACCCUGUGCUUUUCACAGAUCAGAGUAGGUUCACCCUGAGCACAUGUGACAGACGUAAAAGGUCUGGAGAAGCAGUGGAGAAAGUUAUGCUGCCUGUAACAUCGUUCAGCAUGACCAGUUUGGUGGUGGGUCAGUGAUGGUCUGGGUAGGCAUAUCCAUGGAGGGAUGCACAGACCUAUACAGGCUAGACAAUGGCACCCUUACAACCACUAGGUAUUGGGAUGAAAUCCUUGGAGCCAUUGUCAGACCCUAUCCUAUCAUUAAGAUAAGAUGUGUUUUCAAAGUGUUCCUAUAAUAUAUCAAAAGCACCAACAAUAGGCAUAUUAGAACAUGCUGAACAAACAAAUCUGAUCCACCUCACAACAUAGGAUCUGUUCCUAACAUCUUGGUGCCAGAUACCACAGCACACCUUCAGGAAUCUAGUGGAGUCCAUGCCUCGAUGGAAUAAAUUAAUUUGCUUAGCAAAUCCAUACAAGAUAAAGAACAUGUCGUCACUCACCCUCCUGCACUCACAGACUGGCUCACAC